ACUCAACCAGAAAAGGGUUAAGUAUUUCACAGAUUGUAAGGUUCGAUCGAAUUUACCCUGUAGCAAAUGAAAAAUCACUGAAAUCUAAAUCAACCUCAACACAUAAACUGUAGACCAUUAGAGCGCUCUUGACCUACGCCACGCACUAGUAAUGAGCUGCGGAAUCCAUUAUUAGUCACCCGUUAAAACUAUCGCUCAUAAAUAUCUAGCUUCGUAACCUUGAAUUUACAUUUAAAUAAUAACAGUUCAAUGAACGUUGAGCAAAACAAGAUAUACCUCAAUAAGUUUUAUACACUGCGUUGACGCACAUUAAUAUUAUAGAAAACAUGUGACGGUCAUUACCCUGUUGUUUAUUGCGUUGAAUUAGUUCAGCGUUAUCUUGCCAUGCUUUUUGUAUACAUUACUCAUCAACAAUUACGACUAGACAUAGUGAUCUACAUAACCUAUCAUAACAAUUUACGGUUAUUUAUUAUAAACAAAGAUAUGAAUAGAAACGUACUUUACGUAGGCGUUUACAACUCGUUGCUGACGUACGCUUGAUCGUAACCUUGAUAGUACUUGAGGGCAUGAAUGGAAAUCAGUAAUGGGUCAUAGCUAUUGCCUAGGGAACGAUAUUGCACAAUGUUCAGCAAAUAAAUUGAAAUGAAACGAAUUGUUGUUAAUAUUUACACUGAGAUAUGAAAUGACUGCAUUUUUUAUUACCAACUGUUGACAUAGAGAUAUAAAAAGGCUAUCAUGUGAUCCCAGAUAGGCAGUAAAAUAAGCAAUUUAAUAGCAUAACAAAACGGUGACAUUAUUACUAUCUGUUGAAAAUGUGACAUCGGUGCACGCUAAGAACACAUGAAAAAUGUUUUUAUUACUGUACCAAAGUAUAAGAGUUCAUUUUUAUAACUCUUGGCCGUGAUAAAUCUGUUAUAACAUAUCAAAUCUGCCAUAAAUUUACAUCGUUUUAUGAAUAACUAACAAACGUAAAAAUUGAAAGCAUGUAUAAAAGCAUCAAAACAUCGGGAUUUUAAGAAAAAUAAUCAAAAGCAUGAUAUUUGUUUUUAGAAAUAAUUUUACGAUUAUCAGUUGCGGUUGGCCCUCAUUAGAUUGCAGACGGUUUUCUGGAUCGCAAGUGUGCAACAAAGUAGCGAUGGAGGAGAAUGGACAUGUUCAGAAUGGUGUAGAGUACCUAGACGUAGUUAGCCAAGAAGGACAUACUUUUCACUAUAUCUGCCGUGAGGGGAAUAUGAACGAGCUGGUGGAUAUGGCGCCUGUCAUUAUCCGAAACAGAGAUCUAUUGUUCCUGUACGAUCACGAAGGAAGACAGUGCAUCCAUAUCGCUGCGGAGUAUGACGUUUCUAAUGCCAUGAUGAAGAUCGAACUACUGGUGGUGUUGGGUGCAGAUGUAAAUUCACGGGAAUUGAGUUUUGGUAAUACGUUACUCCACAUUGCUGCAGCUACUGACAAUUACCAAUUGGCUGAAUGGCUGUGUAAAAAACCCGGUGUUGAACUUGGCGCGAUAAACUACCUUCACAAAACGGCCUAUCAUAUUGCAUAUGAACGUCGGAAUGCAAGAAUGAUGGAAAUUUUGAGGGUCAACGGUGCAGUUUGUGACAACCCUAUUGAUGUGGACGAAUCUGACGAAACUUCGAGUGAAACUAUUGAGGGCAUAUUAAUUUAAUGUUUGUAAGUGUUAAAUGCUUCGUUACUUUUUAUCUCAUUUUA
This is a messenger RNA of Microplitis mediator, 1710 nucleotides long. RefSeq lists its product as uncharacterized. The transcript has a single exon. Bases 1034 to 1666 code for a protein of 210 amino acids. Gene Ontology annotation, molecular function: protein binding. The record is from RefSeq and is a predicted model, not a curated record. Lineage: Eukaryota; Metazoa; Arthropoda; Insecta; Hymenoptera; Braconidae.